AAAAAAAAGACAAACAAACAUUUCAGAGUAGAGCAGCAAACUAUCCUCGAGCACAAACCAGCAAUGUCUCUCACGUACCAAAAACUCCCACUUCCAUUUCCCUCUACCAUUCCCAAUCGCUUCCAUACCCACUUUUGCUUCAAACCUCACCUCUUUUCUCUCUCCAAAUCGCCUAAACUCUUCUCUCACCUCUCAACCCCACUUUGUUCUGCUUCUCUCUCUUCUUCAUCCAUUUUCCUCCCAUUUCUCCAAGAAGAAGAAGAAGAAGAAGAAAAUGAAGUUAUCAACAAUGAGGAACAAGAAUCAAAACCAUGUGAAAAAGAAGAAGAAGAAGACCCACUUGUCAAAUUCUUCAAGUCUCGCCCCACAACCCAAGACCCUCAACGAGAAGGCCGGUUAUCGCUCCAGAAGAACCGCCGCUCUUCGUGGCACCUCGCUCCCGAUUCCGAGUUCGCGGACGAACCAGAAACCGAGUCCGAUUCCAAUAUCGCAGAAUCGCUCGAGAAAGAACAACGAAAGAAGCAAGAAUUUGAGCAAAUACCGGAGGGAAUUGCGGGGGAAAUUCUCCGAAUCGCGAGGAAUUUGCCGCAGAAUCUGACUCUGGGAGAGGCAUUGGAGGGUUUCGAAGGAAGAGUUGGCGCGAGAGAGUGCGUGGAAGUGUUGGGGUUGAUGGGUGAGGAAGGCUUGUUCAUGGGUUGUUUGUAUUUCUUCGAAUGGAUGGGCUUGCAAGAACCUUCGCUUGUGACUCCUCGGGCUUGCUCGGUUUUGUUUCCUUUGUUGGGAAGAGCUGGACUGGGAGAUAAGCUGAUGGUUUUGUUUGAGAAUUUGCCGAUGAAGAAGGAGUUCAGAGAUGUUCAUGUCUAUAAUGCUGCCAUUUCGGGCCUUAUGUGCUCUAAAAGGUAUGGUGAUGCAUGGAAGGUGUAUGAGGCAAUGGAGGCAAAUAACAUACGUCCAGACCAUGUGACAUGUUCAAUAAUGAUCACUAUAAUGAGAAAAAUUGGCCGUAGUGCAAAAGAGGCGUGGGAGUUUUUCGAGAGAAUGAACAGGAAAGGUGUGAAAUGGAGUCCAGAAGUUUUGGGUGCUCUUAUAAAGGCAUUCUGUGAUGAGGGUCUAAAGAGUGAAGCCCUUGUCAUCCAGAUUGAAAUGGCAAAGAAAGGAGUAUUUCCAAAUGCGAUUGUGUACAAUACAAUAAUGGAUGCUUUCUGUAAAUCCAACCAAGUUGAGGAAGCUGAAGGCCUCUUUGCUGAGAUGAAAUUGAAAGGGAUCAAGCCCACGUCAGCGACAUUUAACGUACUAAUGGAUGCAUACAGCAGAAGAAUUCAGCCGGAUGUUGUUGAGAAGCUUCUGGAGGAAAUGCAGGAUUUGGGGUUAGACCCAAAUGCCAAAUCUUAUACAUGCCUAAUUAGUGCAUACGCGAGACAGAAGAUGAGUGACAUGGCCGCAGAUGCACUUUUGAGGAUGAAAAAAGUUGGAAUAAAUCCAACUUCACACUCUUACACAGCUCUUAUCCAUGCUUAUUCAGUAACUGGUUGGCAUGAGAAAGCUUAUAUAGCAUUUGAGAACAUGCGAAAGGAGAGGUUAAAGCCAUCCAUUGAAACAUACACUGCUUUGUUGGAUGCCUUUAGGCGUGCUGGUGAUACUGAAAUGUUGAUGAAGAUUUGGAAAAUGAUGCUGAAAGAGAAGAUUGAAGGAACCCGUGUAACAUUCAACACUCUCGUAGAUGGAUUCGCAAAACAAGGUCGCUACACAGAAGCAAGAGACGUGAUUUCUGUGUUUGGUAAGAUCGGUUUGCAGCCUACACUGAUGACAUACAACAUGCUGAUAAAUGCAUACGCAAGAGGAGGGCAAGGAUCGAAGUUGCCACAGCUGUUGAAGGAGAUGUCAGUGCUCGAUCUGAAACCGGAUUCUGUUACUUAUUCGACCAUGAUCUAUGCCUAUGUUCGCAUUCGGGAUUUCAAGCGAGCAUUUUUCUAUCACAAGCAAAUGGUAAAAAGUGGACAAGUUCCCGAUGCCAAGUCUUAUGAGAAGCUUAGAUCAAUUUUGGACGUGAAAGCUGCGAGAAAGAACAAGAAGGAUAAGAAAGCCAUACUCGGUAUAAUUAACAGUAAAAUGGGAUUGUUGAAAGCUAAGAAGAAGGGAAAGAAAGACGAGUUUUGGAAGAACAGGAAAAUGCACGUGAGAACUGUAAACUCUGCUUCUAGUAAUCGGUGAC
Messenger RNA from Morus notabilis, 2212 nucleotides. RefSeq names its product pentatricopeptide repeat-containing protein At5g50280, chloroplastic. The record is from RefSeq and is a predicted model, not a curated record. Gene Ontology annotation, molecular function: protein binding. The coding region runs from base 64 to 2211 and encodes 715 amino acids. NCBI's taxonomy places the organism in Eukaryota, Viridiplantae, Streptophyta, Magnoliopsida, Rosales, Moraceae. The transcript has 2 exons.